Carassius auratus (goldfish) is the source of this 1531-nucleotide messenger RNA. RefSeq lists its product as uncharacterized. Lineage: Eukaryota; Metazoa; Chordata; Actinopteri; Cypriniformes; Cyprinidae. The transcript is spliced from 12 exons. Bases 88 to 1002 code for a protein of 304 amino acids. The record is from RefSeq and is a predicted model, not a curated record.
UUAAAAAACACACCUGCCAUUCAGAGCAAAACAGGUCUUUGCUGGUUUCUCAGGCUUCAUCUCCAGUGUCCCUGUGUCCGGUCAUCUAUGACCCUGUUGUCCAGAUCAGCGACCAGCACUCAUAUAAAGCCACAAAUGACACACAAACCCUUCAGAAGGACAUCAGCACUCAAUAUGAAGCUGAUCAACAGCUGCCUGACUUUUCUCGUCUUUAUAAAAGCUGUACAAUCAGCAGCUAUGAGAGAAGGGAGUGAAGAUUUGCUAUAUUUCCUGAAGGAUGCAUUUGAAAUGAAUCGACCUCUUGACCGCACUGAACCAACACCGCUCUCAGAAAUGGAUCUAGCAACAGAGAAGAUUCUGGAUCCUGUACAUCUGGCAGAUCCAACAGCAGAAUGUGAAGCCCCAGAAAUUGUUGUCAACUCUGCUGACUUUUCCAAUACAACACCCAAACCAAAUUUGGUAGAACUUACAGAUGUUGCUGAAGAGAAAUCCAUAGAAAGCAGCAACUCAGACAGCAGAUUAGCUGAAAGAGCAUCAGCAGAAGACAGCAGAGAAGGUGACGUCUUCAAGAGUUUACGGCAGGGAACAGCACUUGCAGUGGUGGAGGACAUUAGUAGUCAGGAAAUGAACAGACCUGAGGAGAACGGGAGAUACCGACCCCCAAGGACCCAGAAGUUAGAUAAACACAACUUUGUGGUAAAAGAAACAGACAGACAAAAUCUGGACCUCAUGAAAGAGCUGGAUCCCAUAAUGCAGAGUUUCGGCAGUAGAAUGAACCUCAAAGACCAGGCUGGUAAACCACAUGAGACUGACAAAAGAGCAAUGGAUUUAGACAGCCCAGAGUUUGUGGACACCUCGGAAAGACCAGACCGAGAUGCUGACAGUGAAGAACGUGAUGGUGGUCGAGGAACAUUUCAGACACAAACCUCAGGAAUCAAAUUGAAACUAAGCUAUGCUGAUAAGCAGGGCAUACUGGACGACAGUAGGGAAUCAGUAGAUUAGCUUCUGGGAUGCACAGAAACAUCUGCUGAACAUCCCAUGGAAGAGAACAACAGUCUGGAUGCCCCUAAUCUGGACCAGAAGAGUCAAACGGACACAAUGAGCUAUCAGAACCAGCUGUGGAAAAUAUGUCCCACAAAGAGAGAACGAGGAUCCAACAACCCAAGAGCACGGCUGGAUUUAGAGCAGUGAACCAUUGGACAGAGACAACAGCAGAGAGAGGCUGCAAUAUCAUGUGGCAGCUCCUCUGUGGGACAAUUUAUUUUUUUCUUCCCUUGAAUAUAUACAUUAUAUAGUAUGAUACAAUGUGAUUUUAAUGUCUGUUUGAUCCAAUAUUUUUUUUUCUUUUUGUGGAUUGUUAUGGACCUGCAUAAAUCAUUUUUACUCAUUCUAUGAGCUCUAUGAUUUUGUGGGAUGCCAGUAUUAUUGAAAUUAUAUAGAAAUGAUUAAAAACAUUUUGCUGAAUAAGAAUAGAACCAAAUAAACUACUACUACUAAUUAUUAUUAGCAUAGACUGUUAAGAGUGUUGUGU